Phytophthora sojae is the source of this 480-nucleotide messenger RNA. RefSeq lists its product as hypothetical. The record is from RefSeq and is a predicted model, not a curated record. The transcript is spliced from 3 exons. Bases 1 to 480 code for a protein of 159 amino acids. Lineage: Eukaryota; Oomycota; Peronosporomycetes; Peronosporales; Peronosporaceae.
AUGGCAGAACCAACCAAGCGCAAGAAAAUCACCGAAGAGGAAGAUGUCAUGCUUUUAAAGCAGACACUCGCGGACGAGCCCUACCAGCAGGAGCAUGGCAAGGUGAUGGAGCACUGGGAGAAGUUGGCACAAACAUUGGUGGCUUGUGCCGACUUCUCACCUGCUGCUAAGAAGAAGGAUGGCACUGCCAAGCGGCUUUCCGGUGUUACGGAGACGCACAGCGAGAAGGACGAGCUCCUUGACGAGCUGAUCUUAAGGCUGGAGGAGUGCAAGGCAGAGAAGGAGGCUAAGAGGAAGAUGAAGGCCGACAAGGAUGCUCCGAGCGAGAGUGCAGGUGAAGCCAUCAGGCGUCUCGCUGUUGAGAGGUUGAAACGCUCACGAGAAGACGAUGCUGUGGAUUGGGAACAAGAGCGCCAAGAUCGCCGCGACAUUGAGAAACGCUUCAUUCUCUUACUCGAGCAUUUAGCUAACAAAAAGUAA